Manis pentadactyla (Chinese pangolin) is the source of this 2696-nucleotide messenger RNA. It is a transcript of the gene KCNJ2, whose product is annotated as potassium inwardly rectifying channel subfamily J member 2. The transcript has 2 exons. The record is from RefSeq and is a predicted model, not a curated record. NCBI's taxonomy places the organism in Eukaryota, Metazoa, Chordata, Mammalia, Pholidota, Manidae. Gene Ontology annotation, molecular function: inward rectifier potassium channel activity. Bases 401 to 1684 code for a protein of 427 amino acids. Gene Ontology annotation, cellular component: plasma membrane. Gene Ontology annotation, biological process: potassium ion import across plasma membrane; regulation of monoatomic ion transmembrane transport.
AUUGCAGAGCGCACUGGAGCCUUGGCCAGCGCGCAGCUUCCCCCGGCGCCGGCAAGCUGGGUCUUGGGAAUUCUGGGUUGUUUUGGCUCACUGGCUUUUACAAACUGCUGGAUUUUACAUGCCUCUGUAGCCCCCACUUCCACUCCAUGUCCCCAUGCUGCUGCGCCAGCAACAGGACGUGUUCUCUGGAUGGAAAGCCGAGUUACUAAGGUGACUCUGCAUGUCAGUAGACGGACUGUGAUAGAACCUUAAGGCUCCCGGAGACCACAUCUCUCGCUAUUAUUAUUAUUUUUUGUGUGUGUGUGUCCCCACUGAACAUUCAAAACUGUUUCUCCAAAGGGUUUUGCAAAAACUCAGACUGUUUUCCAAAGCAGAAGCUCUGGAGUCCACAGCAGAAGCGAUGGGCAGUGUGCGGACCAACCGCUAUAGCAUCGUCUCUUCGGAAGAGGACGGCAUGAAGUUAGCCACCAUGGCGGUUGCCAAUGGCUUUGGGAACGGGAAGAGUAAAGUCCACACUCGACAGCAGUGCAGGAGCCGCUUCGUGAAGAAAGACGGCCACUGUAACGUUCAGUUCAUCAACGUGGGUGAGAAGGGACAACGGUACCUCGCAGACAUCUUCACCACGUGUGUGGACAUCCGUUGGAGGUGGAUGCUGGUCAUCUUCUGCCUGGCCUUCGUGCUCUCGUGGCUGUUUUUUGGCUGCGUGUUUUGGUUGAUAGCUCUGCUCCACGGGGAUCUGGAUGCCUCGAAAGAGAGCAAAGCUUGUGUGUCUGAGGUCAGCAGCUUCACGGCCGCCUUCCUCUUCUCCAUUGAGACCCAGACCACCAUAGGCUACGGCUUCAGGUGCGUCACGGACGAAUGCCCCGUCGCCGUCUUCAUGGUGGUGUUCCAGUCGAUCGUGGGCUGCAUCAUCGACGCCUUCAUCAUCGGGGCGGUCAUGGCCAAGAUGGCAAAGCCGAAGAAGAGGAACGAGACGCUUGUCUUCAGUCACAACGCUGUGAUCGCCAUGAGAGAUGGCAAGCUGUGUCUCAUGUGGCGCGUGGGCAAUCUGCGCAAAAGCCACUUGGUGGAGGCUCACGUCCGAGCGCAGCUCCUCAAAUCCAGAAUCACAUCCGAAGGGGAAUACAUCCCCCUGGAUCAAAUAGACAUCAACGUCGGCUUUGACAGUGGAAUCGACCGUAUAUUUCUGGUGUCCCCCAUCACGAUCGUCCACGAGAUAGAUGAAGACAGUCCUUUAUACGAUUUGAGUAAACAAGACAUCGACAAUGCAGACUUUGAAAUCGUGGUAAUACUGGAAGGCAUGGUGGAAGCUACUGCCAUGACAACGCAGUGCCGCAGCUCCUAUCUGGCAAACGAAAUCCUCUGGGGCCACCGCUAUGAGCCUGUUCUCUUUGAAGAGAAGCACUACUAUAAGGUGGACUAUUCAAGGUUCCACAAGACUUACGAAGUCCCCAACACACCCAUUUGUAGCGCCAGAGACUUAGCAGAAAAGAAAUACAUCCUCUCGAAUGCAAACUCAUUUUGCUAUGAAAAUGAAGUUGCCCUCACCAGCAGAGAGGAAGAUGACAGUGAAAAUGGAGUGCCAGAAAGCACUAGUACGGACACACCCCCUGGCCUGGAUCUUCACAACCAGGCAAGUGUACCUCUAGAGCCCAGGCCCUUACGGCGAGAAUCGGAGAUAUGACUAACUCAUUCCUUCUCUGGAAUAUUUACUUUAAAACAGUCUGUUGGUCAAAGGCCCAAAACAGUUAUUCAGACGACGGUACUGGUGAAGAGGUCGGUCAAGGCAAGUAGCCACAAGGGACUGAGGCUAGCACAAUGGCUUCCAAGAAAGACUGUAAGCUCGAAGAUGAACAUAAAGCACUAAACAUGCCUCCCCGGGACCCGAUGGCACAUACGUGUUGUAGAAUAAGUUAUGGGGUUUUUAUGUUUUGUUUUGUGUUUUUUACAAAACUUGAACUUGCAGGCAAGCCUUGGUUGGGUAUUUGACUUAUCCAGAAUGCUUCUCUUUAGGGAACAAGAAUGUUUUUAAUGGCAUAACAAAGGCAAGACUCUGCCUUAAUUUUUGAAAAGCUGCUAACUACAUGAACACAAAUGGUAUUUUUGUUGUAGUGUAGUUUUUCUCUGUGUAAUUUAAAAGUCAGUGUUGAACUUUGUUGAAAGCUCAUGAUAUGCACUUCAAAGUGGCAAGUAUUUGGCUAUUAGCUGCCAAAAUGAGAGCCUGAUUUUUUGAGGCCAGUAAUUUGUUUGCUAGAAUUGAUUUCUCUCUCUCCGUCCCUCCCCCUCUCUCUCUCUUUCUCUCUCCCUGGUUACAUAAGGGCAUUAUGUAACACUAGCCAAAUGGUAGCCUCUGGGUUGGGAUUUAUUUUUCUUUUCCUCCAUGAUGUUAAUGGGUUAUCUAAAAUUUUAACUUAGACUACCUAAAAUAAAUACCAAAGAUAAUGCACAUUUUUGCACAGUGGAGCUUAUAGUAAAAAGGGAGGAAAGCCCCAUGGCUGCCUUGGAAUCAAGAGACAGUAACUUUGAACCUCAGCAAGACCUUGAACUGCACCUUAUUCAGAAAAUAGAACAUCAUGCACACAGGAUCUAGUAAACGUAGUGCUUUUUAAAACUUUGUUCUUUCAUGCAACUUUCAUGUUAUAGGAGGAAGGAGAAAUGGGAAGUAAAAUUCACACACACACACACACACACACACA